AUGAAGACCGCCUUUGUCCUCGCAAGUGCGCUCAGCGCAACUGCCUUCCCUUUCUUGAGCGAAGGUGGCGUUUCUUCUGAGAUCGCCCAAUUCAUGGAGAAUGUCCAGCGCCACCCACUGGCAAAGCGUCAGGACGCGGCUCGUGCCAUCUCGGCUGCUCAGAGCAACUGUGGUACACGAGCCUGCCCAAUCUUCGACGAGAAAGACCAAGAAGUGUCUGUCUCCGGAGAGCACGAGUACCUCGCGCCUGGACCAGGGGACAUUCGUGGUCCCUGCCCAGGAUUGAACGCUGCGGCAAACCACGGCUACCUGCCUCGUAACGGCAUCCAAACCAUUGAGCAGACUGUCUCCGGUCUCGGAGCCCUGUACAAUUUGGGACCGCGAGUCACAACCGCCCUCGCGGCCUACGCCAUCGCCACGGGUGGUAAUCCUGUCGAGGGUGUGUGGUCUAUCGGUGGCCCUCUCCCAACCGACGAGUUGAGCUCACCACUGCUCACCCCUGGCCAAGGUCUUUCCUACUCGCACAACACCUACGAGGGAGAUGCCAGCAUUGGCCGAGGCGACGCCUACAUUAACAACGGCGAUGCUCACUCUCUCAACGUCAGCCGCUUCGAGCAGGUCUACAACAUUGCUGUCAAGGAUGGCAGUGACCGCUACACCCUAGACAAGUUCCGUGCCAAGUUCGAAGAGGCCCAGGAUGAGAGCAUUGCCAACAACCCUUACUACUUCACGGGUGCUUUCUCCACUGUUGUCGUUGUGCCUGCGGCGUACAACUUCGUCAUUAAUCUCAUGAGCAACCACUCCCACGAGGUGCCUGGUGGCUACCUCGAUGGUUACAACUUCAAGAGCUUCUUCGGUGUUGCGGGAGAGCCCGGCAGCUUCCAAUGGCUCAAGGGCCAGGAGAGGGUCCCAGAGAACUGGUAUCGCCGACCCUCUUACGCUCCAUACGAGGCCCCAGACGUCUUCGGUGACGUUGGAAUCGGAUAUCUUGCCUACCCACGAGCCCUCAAGUUCGGCGGCAACACCGGCAAAGUAAACACAUUCACGGGCCUCAACGUCGCCGACCUCUCAGGCGGCCUCCUGAACGCAGAAACCCUUUUCCAGGAUAACAACUUUGCCUGCUUCUCCUUCCAGCUACUCCAGCAGGUUCUUCCCGACUUUGCCUCUGGCAUCCUUAACAGCCUCUCACCCGUCACGAAGCUUCUCAAUGAUGCUCUGACUCCCAUCACGGGUAGCUUGGGCUGUCCUGCGCUUGGGAAGUUGGAUGUGGGGCUUUUCGACCAGUUCCCGGGUUAUAGGUACCAGCCAAAGGGUCCUGCAACCAACUACAAGGCUUAG
Messenger RNA from Ramularia collo-cygni, 1338 nucleotides. Its product is annotated as related to oxidase. Bases 1 to 1338 code for a protein of 445 amino acids. Gene Ontology annotation, molecular function: peroxidase activity. The record is from RefSeq and is a predicted model, not a curated record. The transcript is spliced from 4 exons. Lineage: Eukaryota; Fungi; Ascomycota; Dothideomycetes; Mycosphaerellales; Mycosphaerellaceae.